Chelonia mydas (Green sea turtle) is the source of this 1491-nucleotide messenger RNA. It is a transcript of the gene RPP21, whose product is annotated as ribonuclease P/MRP subunit p21. The transcript has 6 exons. The coding region runs from base 108 to 638 and encodes 176 amino acids. Gene Ontology annotation, biological process: tRNA processing. Gene Ontology annotation, cellular component: nucleolar ribonuclease P complex. Lineage: Eukaryota; Metazoa; Chordata; Testudines; Cheloniidae. The record is from RefSeq and is a predicted model, not a curated record.
AUGUGACUGAGGUCCGGGGGAAACGGGGGAGGGGGCUGGGGGGGAAAUAAAAGGGGCUGGCAGGGUACAGCCAGGAAGGGGAUCUAGGAGACCCGCCUCCCACCACGAUGUCAGCCCAGGUGAAGGAUAAAGAGGCUUUCCAGAGGCUCAGCUUCCUCUACCAGGCGGCUCACUGUGUCCUCGCCCAGAACCCCGAGAACCAGGCGCUGGCCCGAUUCUACUGCCAUGCCCAGCGCAGCAUCAGCCGCAGGCUCGUCCUGAGACAGGACCCAUCGGUGAAGAGAACCAUCUGCAAAUCCUGCUCCUCCCUCCUGGUCCCUGGCGUCAGCUCCACCGUGCGCCAGAGAAGGCACCGCGGCCGGCGUUGGUCAGUCGUACGGUGUCUCUGCUGCGGCCAGACCAAGCGCUUCCCAAGCAACCCAGGGUACAAGCUGUGGGCGGAGCAGCCUGAGGCCCUGCUGGAGAACCAGCCCCAAGCCGACCAGAAACCUGCAGCCCCCCAAGAUCCCCCAAAGGAGCCCUCAGCACAGAAGGCCAAAACCCCCAGUGUGGCCUCCGGUCUCGAGAGCCACCCCACUCCGCAGAGGACCACAGAGGCCGGGACCCGGGUGGGGAAAGGGGGCCCAAGCAGGAGGUAACCCCCGGGGAUGGCCGUGAGCAGGGGCCAGUGGCUUAGGGCCUGAUCCCAGCCGGGGGCUGGUAAGGACAGGCCUGGAGCAGGUUUUAGGAGACUCCGUUCGUGAGAGAGGUGCCAAGACUGAUUUUAAAAGGGGGAGGAAGAGAAACGACCCCCUUGAAACUAUCCACUCCUGGGGCACUGGCUGGCUCAGGGGGUGGGGAAUGGGGUACGGGAUCUUUCCCCUCUGUGGGGCACCAGCUCCCAUCUGGCCCCAGGGCGGGAAACUGGCUAGCUCAGGGGGUGGGGAAUGAGAUAUGGGGCCUUUUCCCGUCUAGGGGGCGUCGGUUCUGAUUCAGUGGGUUUUUUUGGGGGACCUUGUCUAUUUAUAAACAAAAACAAAUUGUAUCUCUGUGUGUAUUUUUAGAAGCGCGUUUCCUGCCGCAGGAUCUUUUAUGGGCUUAAAACAAGCUGGUGGGAGGGGGGACCGUAACGGAUGGAACCCCUCUAGGAUUACAUGUUGGGGAAGGGGGGAAUACAGUGGAGGGGACUCCUGGGGGGUGGUUCAAGGACGGAGGGACUAUAUGGUCCUGGCUAGACUUGAUGGGGGGCUGAUGGGAGAAACCCUUUACAGUUACCAGUGGGAAUACUAGGGACUGGGAUGUCCCAUGGGAAGCGUUUGCUCCCCUGGAUGGUUGGUUGCGGCGCUUCUUGCUUGGCCCCUGCUUCGCUUCCCGGUUUGGGCCAUCAGCUGGUUGGGGUGUUACCCGCACAAAAUUCUCUGUUACACACUCUAGGGCACCCACCUUUACCCAAUUUCUAGGGCUCAAGGUGUAAGCCUCUUAAUUUAGGCACCCACACCCACUGUUCCCUCU